AUGAACCCAGCGGGCUCAGACUCCACUCCUGUUACCCAGGAUCCAGUUCGAUCUGCCAUCCAAGCCCAAGCUGGCCCCCUUGACCUACCUGAGACUCUGGAUGAGCUCAUAGCACUGGCUAUCAAGAUUGACAGGCGGCUAAUAGAGCGGGAGCACGAGAAGUGUCGUAGGAUUCCUCAACAGUAUAGGGGGCCGUGUUUCUUACCAGCCCAGGGAGCAGCUAACUCUGAAGCCCCUGCCCCGUAUCCUAGAGAGGACGAGCCGAUGCAGCUAGGACGCACUCGUUUGACACCCGAAGAACGAGAGGAGCGUAUGAGGGAGGGGCGCUGCUACUACUGUGGGGGGUUUGGUCAUUUCUCAGCCACAUGCUCGGCAAAAGCUCGGGCUCGCCAGUGA
Messenger RNA from Knipowitschia caucasica, 396 nucleotides. Lineage: Eukaryota; Metazoa; Chordata; Actinopteri; Gobiiformes; Gobiidae. The record is from the annotation of a GenBank genome assembly.